Aphanomyces invadans is the source of this 1866-nucleotide messenger RNA. RefSeq lists its product as hypothetical. The coding region runs from base 142 to 1713 and encodes 523 amino acids. The transcript has 2 exons. The record is from RefSeq and is a predicted model, not a curated record. Lineage: Eukaryota; Oomycota; Saprolegniomycetes; Saprolegniales; Verrucalvaceae.
AGAAUAAAAAUUUUACCCAGUCCUUACAUUUUUUGAAUACAUUGCCCGCCAUUCAUUUAAAUUCGACAUCACCGUACCUCGUGGCCCGGCUCUCCCGAUGUCCCACGUCAGCACUUCAGGGCAUUUGCGCUUUCGCCAGGGAUGAGAAUCGGAAUCCGUUCCGCCGCGAUCGUUGCAGCGCUUUGGUGCGCGGCAUCCGCAGAAGCAGACGCCGCUGCUGGCAUGUCCGCUGCCCAGACGCUCCCUCCAUUUGGCGUCAAGCAUACCCUGACGUAUCAAAAUUACGGCGACGACCCGUACAGCAAGGAGAACAAGUUGCCCAACACGGACGUCACGCUGUACCCCGAGACGCAGAACAUUCCGUUGGACCCAACACUGUCGCACCUUCGACCUCCGCCACCUCGUAUUCCCGGGACUUUUGAAAUGUUCGUGGGCCUGUCCGUGUUCCGCGACGGCGUUCGAUGUGGAUACACGGUGUUCACAGGUUUCAAGCGGGCAAAGAACCCAGACCGGUUGCACUUUGGCAUUGUCGAUCAAGUGAACCCUGGCGACUUGAAGUGCAUCGACGAGUACUGCAAGCUGGCCAAGGUCGAAUGGCCCAACGAAGAGUGCAAGUACAGGUCCCAAGUCCGCGUGGACGAGCGCGUUGCCAACGACUCACGCGGCCCGACGUUGGCGCGUCAUUACCAGCAAAAGCUGGUGGGCGACCAAGAGUUUUGCCUCCAGCUUGACGCGCACAGCGUGUUCACGAAUGACUGGGACGUCGGCAUUGUCAAGGACUGGACAACUCUCAACAACGAAAUGGGCGUCCUCACAACGUAUCUUCAUGGCCUGAACAACUUCGUCGGGGACGACGGCACCAACAAGCCGCCGGAUCACUUGCCGCACAUUUGCCAGACGAUGCGCGGCGGCAACGGCCUUGUGCGCAGUAUCGGCGCCGAUUUGAUCUUGCAGCCCAAGCACCCUCAAAUGGCGGCGCUGUGGGGAGCAGGUCUCUCCUUCAGCAAAUGUCAUGCGGAGAAGCGAGUUCUGAUCGACAACCACAAUCAUUGGGUGUUUGACGGAGAAGAAUUCUUGCGUGCGUCGCACCUGUGGACGCACGGGUACGACAUGUACUCGCCUAGCAAAGUCGGGUCAGUCGUGUACCACAACUACACGUCGGUGCCAGCUCGCUUUGAACACAUCCAGUUCGACGCGAAUCUCAGGAAGAGGGAAGAAGAAAUGGGCAUCAACCGAUUCAAGUUUGUCGUGGGGUGGCCGUUCCAGGGUCUCAUGGAUUCGUACGAGCUGGACAAGUACCCGUGGGGCACGGCACGAACACUGCACCAAUACCUUGACUUUGCUGGCAUCACGUUCGAACCGGGACAAAAGGACAAGGGGUCGUGCAAGCAGCUCCAUUGGGUUCCCUACUCGGAUGCAUCUUCUGUCGAGGCACUUCUCCCAGGGUACACCAUGAUGCCACCCCCGACAACGGUCACACCCACCACCACGACUCGUGUCGUUUUGCCAGUGGCAACAACUUCUGCCCAUCCUCUGGUCCUUGCGAACAACCAACACUUGCGGCAACAUUCGCGCAAACCACAUCAUGUCAGCGUCCUCGCCGUCGGAGUCGUGGUCACGGUCGUGCUCGGCGUUGUUGUCUACACGAACGACGGCCUCUGGCGCCGCGCCCGCCGCCUCUUCCGCGCCAAGAAGACCGAAGCCGAGCUCUAGGUGUCGAGCUGUAUUUGUCGACUUGCUGGGGUGACUGUGAAUUUGCGCGGUGGAAGCAUAUCUUCCGGAUAAUAUCUUCCAUGAUUGGCUCGAUUCGAAUUAUCCGAAUUUUGUCAUGACUUGGUGUUACUACGAAGCGUUUCACUUCCCCAA